ACCAAACACAACAUAGAGAAAGAAAGGCUUUCUGCAGUCACACACAAAAAUGGCAGUUAAGAUUUCAGUUUUUCAAUCUCUUGUCUGUCUUUUCUACCGGUUUAUCCUCCGGCGAUACCGGAAUCCUAAACCAAAAUACCAAAAAUGCCCUUCUUCACUAUUUCAGUCUGACCUAUCACGCGACACAUUGAUCUUCAACUUAGAAAGAGCUCUUCUCAAAUCCGAGUCUCUCUUCCCUUACUUCAUGCUAGUAGCAUUCGAGGCGGGAGGGGUGAUAAGGUCAUUUAUCCUCUUCAUUCUAUACCCAUUAAUAACCUUGAUGAUAAGCCACGAAAUGGGUGUCAAAGUGAUGGUAAUGGUGAGCUUCUUUGGGGUCAAGAAAGAUAGUUUUAGAGCGGGGGGAGCGGUUUUGCCUAAACACUUCUUAGAAGAUGUCGGACUUGAUAUGUUCAAAGUGUUAAGGAAAGGAGGGAAGAGAAUCGUUGUGAGUUAUGACCUUCCUCAAGUUAUGAUUGAAGGGUUCUUGAGAGACUACUUAGAGGUUGAAGUUGUUGUGGGUAGAAAAAUGAAGGUCGUUGGUGGUUAUUACUUAGGAAUCAUGGAGGAUAAGACCAAACAUGAUCUUGUCUUUGAUGAGUUGGUUCGUAAAGAGAGACUAAACACUGGUCGUGUUAUUGGUAUAACUUCCUAUAACACAUCUCUUCACCGAUAUCUAUUCUCUCAGUUUUGCCAGGAGAUUUAUUGUGUGAAGAGAUCCGACAAGAGAAAGUGGCAAACCCUACCAAAAAGCCAAUACCCUAAACCACUGAUCUUUCAUGAUGGUCGUCUCGCAAUCAGACCAACCCUAAUGAACACUUUGGCCUUGUUCAUGUGGGGUCCAUUCGCAGUCUUAGCCGCAGCAGCCAGGCUCUUUGUCUCUCUUUGCAUCCCUUACACAUUAUCAAUCCCAAUCCUAUGUUUCUUCGGUUGCAGACUGACCGUCCAGAUCGACGACGUCUCAUCUCAAAAGUUAAACUCUAGUGAACGCAAAGGUUGUCUCUUUGCGUGCAACCACAGAACUUUAUUGGACCCUCUCUACGUUGGAUUCUCUUUAAAGGAGAAAAACAUCAAAACAGUUACGUACAGUUUGAGUAGAGUCUCCGAGAUUCUAGCUCCCAUCAAAACCGUUAGACUGAACCGUGAUCGGGUCAGCGACGGGCAAGCCAUGAAGAAACUAUUGACCGAAGGAGAUCUCGUUGUUUGUCCUGAAGGAACCACUUGUAGAGAACCUUACUUGCUAAGGUUUAGUCCUUUGUUCGCCGAGAUUAGUGACGUCAUCGUUCCCGUGGCAGUUACGUCACCCGCAACCUUCUUCUAUGGUACAACGGCAAGUGGUCUCAAGGCAUUGGACCCUCUCUUCUUCCUCAUGGAUCCUUAUCCGACCUACACAGUCCAGUUUCUUGACCCUGUCCCCGGUGUCAUGUGUCAGGAUCCUGAUGGGAAGUUGAAGUUUGAAGUGGCUAAUCAUGUUCAGAGCGCGAUUGGGAAGGCAUUGGAUUUUGAAUGCACCAAUCUCACUAGAAAAGACAAGUAUUUGAUCUUGGCUGGUAAUAAUGGCGUUGUGAAGAAAAAUUAAAUAUGUUCUCAGGAUUUGAGUGUGUAAUUUUCGGUGUAAAGUAACCAAAUGCUUCAUUGAUUUUUAUAUAUUUUAUUAUAGUGUUACGUAAAUGUUUUAAAAAAUAAUGAUGCGUAAAUUUAUGUAACUAUCUAUGUUUAAAAAAUAAUGAUGCGUAAAUGUA
This is a messenger RNA of Raphanus sativus (radish), 1778 nucleotides long. Its product is annotated as probable glycerol-3-phosphate acyltransferase 3. Gene Ontology annotation, biological process: cutin biosynthetic process. The transcript is spliced from 2 exons. The record is from RefSeq and is a predicted model, not a curated record. Gene Ontology annotation, molecular function: glycerol-3-phosphate 2-O-acyltransferase activity; phosphatase activity. NCBI's taxonomy places the organism in Eukaryota, Viridiplantae, Streptophyta, Magnoliopsida, Brassicales, Brassicaceae. Gene Ontology annotation, cellular component: membrane. The coding region runs from base 50 to 1615 and encodes 521 amino acids.